Diceros bicornis minor is the source of this 7108-nucleotide messenger RNA. Its product is annotated as leucine-rich repeat-containing protein 37A3-like. NCBI's taxonomy places the organism in Eukaryota, Metazoa, Chordata, Mammalia, Perissodactyla, Rhinocerotidae. The record is from RefSeq and is a predicted model, not a curated record. Gene Ontology annotation, molecular function: protein binding. Bases 10 to 7002 code for a protein of 2330 amino acids. The transcript is spliced from 15 exons.
CCGCAUGUCAUGUCCCGGCUGCGCCUCUGGGCCCCACGGCUCCUCCUCACGUGGCAACUGUUGCGGCUGCUGGUCCAGGCAUCUCAUCCUCCGGAGUGGGACCUGGACCCUAUCCAGCUGACCUCCGACCCCCCGGGGCCGACUGAGCCCUGGUCUUCGCACUCCUCUGAUCUCCCCCCCGAAUCGCCCCAUGCACUUACACCCCCGGCAGAGCCAGGGGGCUUUAAUUACCUGGGGUCCUCUCCUCCAACCCAGAUGUUGGCAUUGCCUCAGGAGUUGACUGAGACUUUGGUUCCAUUCCCGGACACUGAUUCAGUUGGAGAGCUGCCCCCAGGGCCAGAUCAGUUUGCUGUUCCACAUCGGGAUCUGAAUGACAAGCUAAUCCAGCGUCAAAGGCUCCCAGAGGUGGUUCCAAUGCUAGGUUGGGAUCAGAAUCAGGCCCUAGCUCUGCCUCCUCGACUCAAAAGUAAGAAGCAAACUGUAGGUCUAGAUCAGGCUGGAGGUCACCAGUCAUUUGAAAUACUUGUUCCACCUCUAGAUAGUCAGAGUUCAAAACCAACAAAGUUUAUUGUUUCACCCCCAAACCUGAAGAAAGAUCUAGCUCAGCAUCGACGGCUCGCCAAAGUUGUUGUUGGAUCUCCACUUGCAAAACAAACUCAGCAUCUAGAACAACAGUUGCAGGAUAAUGAUUUAGAUUCCAGUAUGGAUAGCUUUUAUCAUGAGGAGAACCUACCUAUGGAUUUCCUGGGGGUCCCAGAUCAAUCUCCGGAGCCAUCUGAGGAAGUUGAAAUUUCUCCACCCCUGCAGGAGGCCCAAACUCAUCAUCCAGAGCCCCCUGAGAAGGUUGAACCUUCACCCCAGCAAGAGGCCCAGGCCGAGCAUCCAGAGCCCACUGAAGAGAUAGAACCACUUCCUCUUCGGCAGGAGCCUCUGCCUCAGCCUCUAGAGCCCCCCAAGGAAGCUGAAAAUUCAGCAAACCCACAGGAGGCCUCCGCUAUAGCUCCUGAGUCUCCUGAGGAAUUGAAACCAUCUUCAGCUCAGCAGGAAGCCUCAGCUCAGCCUUCAAAUACUCCUGAAGAGGUUGAACCUGCUGAACCUCAGCAGUCAUACUUCCGCAAUGUCACCAUUAAACCUGUGGAUCUGGCGCUUACCAUAACCCCAGAGGUGACUAAGGAGGUUGCAUCUCCUCCAACCCAGCAGGAGGCCCCAACUCAGCCUCCAGAGCGCCCUGAGGAGAUUGAACCUCCAGUUCAGCAGGAAGCCCUGGCUCCGCUUCCAGAGCACCCUGAGGAGGUGGAACCUACUCCAAGCCAGCAGGAGGCCCCAGCUCAGCCUGCGCAGCCUCCUGAAGAGGUCCAACCUUCUCCAGUUCAACAAGAGGUCUCAACUGAAGCUCCAGCGUUCCCUACCAUUCCAGUGGGUAAUGAGGUGGCAGUUCAACCUGUAGGGGAGGAGGAGGCUCAUCAUUCAAACUUGCCCAAUGUUACACUUAAACCUGUGGAUUUGGAAGUUACCAUAACUCCAGAGCCUAUUAAGGAUGUUGAAUCUUCUACAUCUCAGCAGGAGACCCUAGCUCAGCCUUCUGAGCCUCCUGAGGAGAUUGAACCUUCUCCAGUCCCACAGGAGGUCCUGACUCAGCCUCCAGAGCGCCCUGAGGAGAUUGAACUUUCUCCAGUCCCGCAGGAGUUCCUAACUCAGCAUCUAGAGCUCCCUGAGGAGGUUGAACCUUCUCCGGUCUCACAGGAAGCCCUGGCUCAACCUGUGCAGCCCCCUGAAGUGGUCGAACCUUUACCAGCUCAGCAAGAGGCUCCAACUGAAGCUCCAGAGUUCCCUCCCUUUCUAAUGAGUGAUGAGAUGGUAGGUCCACAUUUCGGUGGGAAGGAGGCUUAUCAUUCAAACUUGCCCAAUGUUACACUUAAACCUGUGGAUUUGGAAGUUACCGUAGGUCCAGAGCCUAUUAAGGAUGUUGAGUCUUCUACAGCCCAGCAGGAAGCCCCACCUCAGCCUCUUGAGCAUCCUGAAGAGGCAGAAUCUUCUCCAAUCCAGCAGGAGACCCCAGCUCAGUCUCCAGGGGAGGUAGAACCUUCUGCAACCCUGCAGGAGCAACCAGCUGAGCCUCCAGAGCCUCCAGGGGAGGUAGAACCUUCUGCAACCCAGCAGGAGCAACCAGCUGAGCCUCCAGAGCCUCCUGGGGAUUUGGAACCUUCUCCAGCCCAGCAGGAACAACCAGCUCAGCCUCCAGAGCAUCAUGAGGUGUCAGUUUCACCUCCAGGUCACCAUCAUGCUCAUCAUUUAAUCUUUCCCAAUGUCACUGUCAAACCUGCAGAUGUGCAGCUUACCAUAACAGGAGAACCCACUACAGAGGUGGGACCUUCUCCAAUUCAGCACCAGGCUACAGCUCAGCCCUCAGUGCCCCUUAAUAAUGUGGAACCUUCUGCAAUCCAGCAUGAGGCCCCCACUCUGCCUCAUGAGAAACCUCCAACACAGCAGGAGACCCCAGCUCAGUCUCCAGGGGAGGUAGAACCUUCUGCAACCCAGCAGGAGCAACCAGCUGAGCCUCCAGAGCCUUCUGGGGAUUUGGAAGCUUCUCCAACCCAGCAGGAACACCCAGCUCAGCCUCCAGAGCAUCAUGAGUUGUCAGUUUCACCUCCAGGUCACCAUCAUGCUCAGCAUUUAAUCUUUCCCAAUGUCACUGUCAAACCUGCAGAUAUGCAGCUUACCAUAACAGGAGAACCCACUACAGAGAUGGGACCUUCUCCAGUUCAGCACGAGGUACCCCUUAAUAAUGUGGAACCUUCUGCAAUCCAGCAUGAGGUCCCAACUCUGCCUCAUGAGAAACCUCCAACACAGCAGGAGACCCCAGCUCAGCAUCCAAAGCCCACUGAGGGGGUCAGACCUCCAGUCCAGCAUGAGCAUCCAGCUCAGCCUCCAGAGUCCUCUACGAAUGUUGUUGCUCAACCUUCAGUACAUCCUGAGGUAACAUUCUCAUCUCUAGGUCUGGGUGAAGCUCAGCAUCCAAUGUUGCCUAAUAUCACAGUUAAACCUGUGGAUCUGGAGGUUGUCAUAACUCCAGAGCCCACUAGGGAGGUUGAACAUUCUCCAGUGCAACAGGAGGCCCCUACUCAGUCUCCAGUUCUCCCUGAGCAGGUUGAAUUUUCUCCAGCGCAGUCCAAGCCCCUUUCCCAGUCUCCAGAGUCCCCUGAGAAGGUUGAAUCUUCUCUAGGCCAACAAGAGGCCAUAGCUCAGAGUCCAGAUCCCCCUAAGGAGGUGGAACCUUCUUUAGUCCAACAGGAGACCCCAGCUCAGCCUCCAGAGCCACCUACGGAGAUCGUAGCACAACCUCCAGUCCAUAAUGAGAUGACAGUUCCACCUCAAGAACAGGACCAAGCUCAUAAUUCAAAUUUGCCCAAUGUCACUGUUAAACCUGUUGACCUAGAGCUUACCAUAACUUCAGAACCUACCGUGGAGGCCGAACAUUCUACAGCCCUGCAGCAGACUACAGCUCCUCCAGAUCACCCUGAGGUAACACUUCCACAUCCAGAGCAGGUUCAGGAUCAGCAUCCAAACCUGACUGAAGGCACAGUUCAACCUUUGGAUGUGGGGCCUACUAUAACUCCAGAACCUACGACAGAGGUUGAACAUUCUACAGCCCUGCAACAGACUACAGCUCCUCCAGAUCACCCUGAGGUGACACUUCCACGGCCAGGGCAGGCUCAGGAUCAGCAUCCAAACCUGACUGAAGGCACAGUUCAACCUUUGGACGUGGGGCCUACUAUAAUUCCAGAAUCUACGACAGAGGUUGAACAUUCUACAGCCCUGCAGCAGACUACAGCUCCUCCAGAUCACCCUGAGGUGACAAUUCCACAGCAAGAGCAGGCUCAGGAUCAGCAUCCGAACUUGACUGGAGUCACAGUUCCACCUACGGACGGGAAAGUUACCAUAACUCAGCAACCAGGGUCAUCUGAGACAAUUCUUUUACCUCCAACAACUCAGCAUUCUACAGACUAUACCAUAGAAGAGGCACACCCAACUGAGCAACCAGAACAGAAUGCCACCAAAACCAUCAAGAUCUGUGAGCUCUGUACCUGUAAAGAUGAGGCGCUGUCGUGUGUUGGUCUCAGGCCAAAGGAAAGGCUCCGCACAGUGCCUGUGCCAGAGCCCUACAACGGCACCUUCACCAUCUUAAAUUUCCAAGGAAACUCUAUUUCUUACAUUGAUGAAAAUGUAUGGCGUGCAUACCGGUGGGCUGAGAAACUAAUUCUCAGUGACAAUUUUUUGAGUGAAUUACAUAAGGAUUCAUUUGAAGGCCUGCUAUCCCUCCAGUAUUUAGAUUUAUCCUGCAAUAAAAUACAAUCUAUUGAAAGACGUACAUUUGAACCACUACCUUUUUUGCAGCUUAUAAAUCUUGGUUGCAAUUUACUCACAGAACUGAGCUUUGGAACAUUUCAGGCCUGGCAUGGAAUGCAGUUUUUACACAAGUUAAUUCUCAGUCGUAAUCCUCUGACAGCUAUUGAAGAUUCUUAUCUUUUUAAGUUGCCAGCAUUAAAAUAUUUAGACAUGGGAACCACACAAGUGACACUUACAACCAUUGAGAGCAUCCUCAUGAUGACCCUUGAACUAGAAAAACUGAUCUUACCUAGCCGUCUGGCCUGCUGCCUCUGCCAAUUUAAAAAUAAUAUUGAGGUGGUCUGCAAGACAGUCAAGCUACAUUGUGACAGUGAAUGUCUGACAAACACCACACGUUGUGAUGAAGAAAUAUCUAUAGGGAAUGCAGAAGGAUCGUUCAUGAAGGUAUUACAAGCCCGGAAGAAGAACACCAGCACUGAGCUGACUAUUGAGCCAGAGAGAGAAUCCUCAGACAGAAAUGGCGUCAGUUUGUCAGCCUUCGUGAAUGAGCAGCUAGACUUUAAUGAUGAAAGCGAUGUUAUCGGUGCACUAAAUUACAUAUUGCCUUAUUUCUCGGAGGGAAAUCUAGAAGAUGUAGAAUCAACAUUAUUACCAUUCAUUAAACUUCUUUUUUCAAAUGUACAAGAUGGAGAUAAACAGGAGAUGGGUCAUUUGAAAAACAGCUCAAAGAAACUUUCUCUUAGUCAUGAAUCCAACAAUUCGACUUACAAAAAUAAAUUGAGGAGACUCUAUUUUCUGGAAAAUUUGUUAGAUGCAGAAAUUCAAGAAAAAAUUGAUGAGGUUAAAAAGAGAGAAAAAAUUGCCAUGCUUAUACAUUCCAACCUUUUAGGUCCCAAAUUUAAACGCCAAAUCUUUCAAAAGAAAUUGGAAAUUGCCCAACCACAGGAAAACAGCCUAGCAAAGAUUCAAAGUGUAGGGAAAAGGCUGCUGAGAGUGAACAGGGUCCUCAAGGGCCCAAAGGGCAUACAGAAAAGACACUUCAAAGAAGUGGGAGAUCAGAGCAUCAAGAGGAAACAGAAUUCCCAGCCAUUUGUGGAGAACAUUGCCAAAGAAAGAAGGCUCAGGAGGCCAUCCCCAAGGGAGCUGGAACAGCCUCACAUAGUAGGGAGGCCCAGGAAAUUAGUGGGAAACUCCUUCAACACAGAGCCUUCAUCCUUAAAGGAAGAUAAGGCGGCAGUCUCUUCUUUUCUGAAACAAUACUCCAUGGGAAACCCUUCUGACUCCGCUGCUCUAGAAUCCCCAUCUGAGGUUAAAAACAAAUCAAAAGACUUAAGCUACACUAUUUUUGUUUUAGAAGAUGCAAAUGCCAGAGUUAGAAAUAUGAAGGCUUCUAAACCAAUAGCACAUUCCAGAAAAAAAUCCCUCUUUCAUAAAACUGGCUCUCGUGUGGUCCACGGAACACCCAAGGUCAAAAUGAGUCAAAAGUUCAGCAAGAAAGGUUCACUCAAUAGACUGAUGCUUGCAAAGAGGCCUCCGUUCUCUGCAGUGAGGAGCCUCAUAAACUCCCCUCCACGAGAGGCUUUUUCAUCUUCAGAACUGACUUCUCAGGAAAAUCCUUUUCCAGAAUCAUCUUCUCUUACAGAACCUUCUGCAGAAAACACUACUGCAGAAAAUGUUUUUGAAGAAAAUAGUCCUGCAGAAAACACUACUGUGCCGGAAGAAACUGUCCCUGAAAUCACUGCCAGGGAGAAUGUUUCCACUGCAGAUUCUGCUGUUACUACAGACAACUUUAUGCCAACUGUUAAACAAACCAAUGAAACACAGUGGGAAUACCACAAUGUGGGCACUGACUUACCCUCCAAGCCCAAGGGUUUCACUUUCCCAUUGCUUUCAUCCCCUGGUGAUCAAUUUGAAAGUCAGCUAAACCAGCAGCUUCGGUCCCUCAUCCCCAAUAAUGACGUGAGAAGGCUCAUUUCUCAUGUCAUCCGGACUUUGAAGAUGGACUGCUCUGAGACCCAUGUGCAACUGGCCUGUGCCAAGCUCAUCUCCAGAACAGGCCUCCUGAUGAAGCUUCUCAGUGAGCAGCAAGAAGUAAAGGUGUCCCAGGCAGACUGGGAUACAGACCAAUGGAAAACUGAGAACUACAUCAAUGAGAGCACAGAAGCCCAGAGUGAACAGAGAGAGCAGGAGUCCAGUGAGCUCACGAAAGAAGUUCCAGGAUAUGGCUAUAACAACAAAGUCAUCUUGACGAUAUCUGUGAUUGCAGUAGUGAUGAUUUUGAUUAUAAUUUUCUGUCUCACUGAGAUUUAUUCUCAUAGAACAGCACCAGAGGACAGUAAAGAAGGAAGCUCAAGCUCAAGGGGCUUUUUUCGCUUUCUGCGUAGGAGAUACUCAGCGGACAGUGAGAGUAAGGGGGGCUUUUUCUUCAGAAGGCGGCCACUUUGGCUUAGGGAUAUGUAUAGACCCCUCAACGCCACACGCAAGAAAAACAUGGCACAGAAACUACACGACAAGGAUUCUUCCGAUGAGGAAGAGAUUUUCAACAAGGAUGCAGGGGAGCUCGGCGAAGCCUCGGCAGAGAAGAUUCCAACCACAGAGUCGGCGGCCGAGGAGCCGGAUGAGGAAAGUGAGACAGCACGUGAGACCACGGAGUGACCUCCAUCCGACCUCAGGUCAACUGUGAAUGUUAUUUUCUAGUAUUGGCUUCUCAGCAUUGCUUGGAAAAUACUUAUUUUUCUCAUAUUAAAAUGUGUAAAUUUAU